Salmo salar (Atlantic salmon) is the source of this 3558-nucleotide messenger RNA. RefSeq names its product src substrate cortactin. The record is from RefSeq and is a predicted model, not a curated record. Gene Ontology annotation, cellular component: cortical actin cytoskeleton; site of polarized growth; actin filament. Lineage: Eukaryota; Metazoa; Chordata; Actinopteri; Salmoniformes; Salmonidae. Gene Ontology annotation, biological process: regulation of actin filament polymerization; cell migration. Gene Ontology annotation, molecular function: actin filament binding.
GUUUCCGAUUUGGAAUUACGAGUUGGAUGACCGUUCAAAUCAAUAUUUUUCCAGUCGGAGCUCGUUUUUUCAGAGUUCCCAGUUGUAUUGAACGCAAUGAAGUCGUAGAUUUCUGAGUUCCGAGUUGUUUUGAACGUGGCAAAAGAUGAGUCCUCUGUCUACCUCUAUGAGAACUGCGUCGCUCCCCAAGCAGGAAGUGGGAUAUUGGAAGAGCAGGCCUAAAAGGAAUCUUCCAUCACACCCCGAGGACUGUCAAGAGAUGUGGAAGGCAGCAGCAGGUCAGUCCGUCACCGUGGCGGUGGAUGAUGGAGGUGAUGACUGGGAGACAGAUCCAGACUUUGAGAAUGACGUUUCAGAGAAGGAACAGCGAUGGGGGGCCAAGACGGUGGAAGGCUCCGGUCACCAGGAGCACAUUAAUAUCCACAAGCUGCGUGAGAACGUGUCAUCGGAGCACAGUGACCUGAGGCAGAAGGAGCAGGCGACCAUGCCCAAGGCCUCGGAUGGCUAUGGGGGCAAGUUUGGGGUGCAGCAGGACCGCAUGGACAAAUCUGCGGUGGGCCAUGAGUACCAGAGUAAGCUGUCCAAGCACUGCUCUCAGACAGACACAUCCAAAGGCUUCGGGGGGAAGUUUGGAGUGCAGGGUGACCGUGUCGACAAGUCCGCUGUUGGGUUUGACUAUGCCGGGAAGACUGAGAAACACGCAUCACAGAAAGACUACUCCACAGGGUUUGGGGGGAAAUACGGGGUGCAGGCAGACCGCGUGGACAAGACUGCAAUGGGCUUUGAAUACCAGGGCAAAACGGAGAAACACGACUCACAGAAAGAUUACACCAAAGGUUUUGGUGGGAAGUUCGGAGUGGAGACGGACAAGGUGGACAAGAGCGCCUUGGGCUUUGAGUACCAGGGAAAAACCGAGAAGCACGAGUCUCAGAAAGAUUACGUGAAGGGCUUUGGUGGCAAGUUUGGUGUGCAGACGGACAGACAGGACAAGUCGGCCCUGGGAUGGGACCACCAGGAGAAACUGCAGCUCCACGAGUCGCAGAAAGACUACUCCCAUGGGUUCGGAGGGAAGUUUGGUAUCCAGAAGGACAGAAUGGAUAAGAGUGCAGGUAACUUUGAGGAUGUGGAGAAACCAAGCCCUGCCUACCAGAGGACCAAGCCUGUGGAAACUGCUGGCAGCAGCACGGGCAGCAUCAAGGCCCGCUUCGAGAACAUUGCCAAGCAGAAGGAGGAUGAGGACAAGAAGCGGGCGGAGGAGGAGAGAGCUCGCCGCCAGGCCAAGGAGAAGCAGGAGCAAGAGGAGGCGUGGCGCAAGAUAGAGGAGACGGCCAAGCCUGCCUCCCCGUCUCCCGAGCCCAGCCUUACCAUUAGCCCCACCCCUCCUGUCCAGAAAGCCGCACCUUUGCCUGUCCCUGCACCUGCAGCCGCCGACCCAGUUUACCAGGACUCUGGUGUGUACGAGGAUCCUGCAGCAGAAGAGAAUGGGGAGGAGCUGUACGAGGCGGAGCCCACCUCCCGUCCCUCUGCCGAGCAGACGUAUGAGGAGCCUCCCGUCCAGGAGGCGGCGCUCUACCAGAGUCCUGACGAGACAGGAGACGCCCAGACAUAUGAGUACGGUGAGGACUUGGGGGUAACGGCAGUAGCCCUGUAUGACUACCAAGCAGCUGGUGAUGACGAGAUCUCCUUCGACCCUGAUGACAUCAUCACUAACAUUGAGACUAUUGACGAGGGCUGGUGGAGGGGUGUGUGCCGGGGUGCCUACGGCCUCUUCCCAGCCAAUUACGUUGAGCUUCGGCAAUGAGCCCGCCCACUACACCAAACAGUCUCUCUCCCCAUCCCUCCAUCUCUUCUAAAUCCACUCUUGCGCUCUGUCAUUUUGUUGAUCACGGUGCUUCUUUCAAGUGUGCUCGACAUUCUCAGGUCUUUCAGCUGUCCCAGUCUUUCUUCCUUUCUCUCGCUCCUCUCCUUGGGAAGAGGCUUCAGCCUGAUAAAGGACUCGGAAUAAAAGAAGAAUCAUGGACAACACUCACCAUGGCUCGGCUACGCAGUAGAGAGAGAUCAAGCGAGUAAGCGGGCGAGCCCUACUAUGACAGAAUGGCCUUUUUAUUGUAAAGCAAGUCAUCAGAAAAACACUCCUCCCAUUAUAAUAUCUAGUUAUAUUCUUGGUUCUGUAACAUGCCAGGGGCUCUUGCUGCUUUGCCCCACUGGCACCUUUUAGUUAAUUUACUUUCAAUUGAAAUGUUCCCUCUUUUGACAUGUAUUCAAACUUCCAAGGUAUCGAUUGAGAACUGGCGGCUACAUUAUCACUCGCAGUAUAGGUAUUACGAUCACCAAAGAUUGAGAUCACAGAGGUGACGUAGAAAUGAACCCUAGGCUUUAUGUGCAUAUAGUGAUGUUGGGGUCCUCUUUUUAUGCCGAUUAUGAAGUAGCUUUUAGAACAUGUUUGGAACUAGUAUGAUGUCAAACACAACUGGACAUUUUUCUUAUGUUUUGAUUUAAAUAAUGCCACUUCCAGAAGUUGUUUGAGUUGAUUGGGGAACUAGCACUAUGGAUCAGUUUGGUAAUAGUACAGACCAGUGGUGAAUUGAUUGGUGUGUUUAGCUGAAUUGGUGUAGCUGGUUCGGAGAGAGGUCUGACAGUGCAUUGUCUGAGCGGCGACGAUUUCUUUCUCUUUGGAACACUAUUGUUAGCUUUAGUUAGCGGAGAUCAGAUAACUCUAAGAAACCGAAAUAGGGAUGUGUUAUUGAAAACAGUAUGUUUGCUUGGGGUUACCCACAUUUUUGGUAUAAGGCCUGCAUUUGCUUAAUCAUGGGGCCAAUACGAUUGCCAUAGAUGGUGUGAAUCUCUGUUGCUUCUUCGUCUCCUCCUUUUCUCAUUGUCAUGAAAGACACCAGAAAGCAUUAGAAGAAAAUAAAAUAUGUAAUUGUCUUGCUUAGAUCAUGUCAGAUAGGAUGCUGAAAGUAAAUGAUGUACAGAAAGAUGUUUUUAUGAUGCUCUGAGAAAUAUAUUGAGUAGAGAAAGUACCAGAUUUUCGAAUUCCUCUUGUCGCUGCGUGUUCGACGUCUGUCUACAUCGGAGUAGACCGGAGUCUGUUCUGUGUCAUGUCUGUUGCGUAUUCAUGUACUGUAUGCGGGACUUGGUAUAUUAUUAUGUCUGGGGCCACAUUGACAUCCUUAUCAUGACCAAGAUGUGUACUGUUGACUGAGUGACUGAAGAGUGAUAUUUAUUUAUAGGGGGCUAUAAGUACUAAAAUAAUGCUCUGAAACAAUGUUGGGUUAUAAGGGGAUUUUGACUGUGGUUGUUUCUAAAACGCAGAGUGAUUAUUUUAACCGAUGACAAUCUGACCCCAAUGUCACGGCGAUCUAAUGCAGUAGUAACUUCAGUAGGUGUGUGGGGAUGUGAUCUCAUCAAAUCAAUUAUUUGAGGUUUUAUAAUAAAAAGUGACCUUUUUUAUAUUUGUUUAUUUUUAUCUGUACUUCUACUUGCUCAAGUCACCACAUUAUCUGCUUGUUCUUUUUUUGUAAGUCAAUUGUUUAAAUAAACAAUGUAUGGAUAGUA